AUGGAUGAAUAUAUAACAUCGAAUCGAGAUUUGAUCAAAGCUAUAGAUUGUAUUCCAGUCCCAGAUAUUACAGUAUCUUCGCUAUCUUAAUAAUCAGCAAGAUUGACCAAGAAAGAGAGUUCCAUCACUAAGGAUUAAGUCAUGAAAAUCUUUAAAAAGACCCAACCUCAAGAAUAAACAGCCAUCUAAACCAAGGCAAAUCUAUACCUGAAUGCUUUUAAUUAACAUGAGCCUCAGGAUUUCCUUAAUAAGGAGAAGAUUAGCAAACAUACCUAAUAAAAGAAUCUACUUCAUCAAAUUUCCUAGUUGCAGUAGUAGGUUGACCAUUAGAGGAGGGAAAUCGAAUCUUAAAUCAAUCAAAUUGCACUUUUGAAUAAGCAGACUGACAAUUUAACCAAUGAAAUUCAGGAAAAGAAUCAAAAAUUAUAAAUGAAUGCCCAGACGAUUUAACAGUUGUAGACAAUCAAUAUUCAAUAACAAUAGAUAAUAGAAAAUUUGUCACUCGAAAACGAGUAUAAAAAAAAAUUCAAUAAAAUGUGUAACUAAAAAGAGUCAGAAUCUAUUACUGAAUUAAAAUCCAAAAUAUAAAUUCUUGAAUCUGAAAUUAAUAAAACAAGAGCCACAUUCACUUUAUUUUCACCCAAAAAUGAAACAUUUUAAUCAGAAACUUACUCUUUAAAAAAUAAAACAUUUGAUCCAGAAUUAUUAAGUGAGGAUGAAACAUUGACAAUGCUUUUAAGUUUACUCAAUAGAGUUUCAAAAAGUUCCAGGAUGACUGCAAUCUUACAAAAAAAUGCAGACUUUAAAAAAUUAAUCAAAUUCAAAAGAAACCAACCCAGUGUCAAUAGAUUGUCAAUUGUCUAAAAUAAUAAAUCUGUGGAACGUCAGUCAUCCUGUAAUUAAGAGUAUUUCAAUAAAUUGAUAAAAAGUUAAGCAAUAAAAUUUAAUUGA
This is a messenger RNA of Paramecium tetraurelia, 951 nucleotides long. RefSeq lists its product as uncharacterized. The transcript has 2 exons. Lineage: Eukaryota; Ciliophora; Oligohymenophorea; Peniculida; Parameciidae. The record is from RefSeq and is a predicted model, not a curated record.